AUGGAAAUUACGAAAAUUCUUGCAGAAGCCCAGGAUCUAUGGAUGAAACUCAAUCUCCGAGUGGCGAUCCUUGCGAGCCUAGCUCUUCAAGCCUUCCUCAUCUUUUUUGCGCCCAUUCGAAAGAGGCGGUCAAAAUGGUGGAUCACGACUCCCUUGUGGUCAGCUUACUUGAUUGCCGACUCGGUCGCCCUCUAUGCCUUUGGACUCAUUUCCAAAGCUCAAAUCCAUGGGGGUACUUCAGACUCCCCGAUUGAUGCAUCUGGUCACCUUUUGGCUUUUUGGGCUCCAUUUCUUCUGCUACACCUGGGAGGACCAUACACCAUAACCGCUUUCGCGCUCGAGGAUAAUGAGCUGUGGGGUAGGCACUUGCUUAAUCUUUUCAUCCAUCUAUUCUCUGCAUGCUAUGUGUUUUACCAAUCCCUCCCCGGUAACAAGCUAAUUGUCCCAUCCAUCCUCAUGUUCAUUGGAGGAAGCAUUAAAUAUAUAGCGCGAACACGUGCUCUGUAUCUUGCAAACUUCCGUAUACUCCGUGGUUCCUUGCUCCCAUCUCCUGAUCCUGGGCUGAACCACGCCAAGAUCAUGGAAGGAUGUGUUGCUCAGGAGGAAGCUAAUAGCCAACCUUUAAUAGCCUCGUUGCCGUCCAGUGAUGUAGGAGUGGAAGGUGAAAAAUUUUUGGACGACAGAACAGUGAUAAAGGAGGCGUUUUUUUACUUCAAAAAGUUCAAAGGCCUCCUUGUGGAUCUCAUCUUCAGCUUCCAAGAUCGCAACGAGAGCAUGCGAUUUUUCAGAAGUAGAACUGCAAAGGAUGCUUUUCGGGUCAUUGAGGUUGAGCUCAACUUCUUUUAUGAUCUUCUUUAUACCAAGUCUGGCAUCGUUCACUGUCCAUCAGGGUACAUUUACCGAGCUAUCUCAGUUAUUUGCAUUGUUGCUGCUUUUGCAAGUUUCUAUUUCCUGAACAAGCAUGGUUUUCACAAAUAUGAUGUACAGAUUACAUACGCCUUGCUCCUUGGAGCUAUUGGCUUGGAAUUUGCAAUCCUUGGUAUGAUCCUUUGCUCGGACUGGACAAUUGCAAAAAUAGAGACAUCUGAGAAACAUCAUGGAAGUUUGUUUCAAGGAAGCAACUUCAUAGAGUUCCUCCUCAAAUUCAAAUCUGAAAGUUCGCCAUUUGCAUUGCAUAUACUAAGUGCUAGAUGGUCUAAAUCUGUCUCCCAGUACAAUUUGAUAGAUUCUCGACUGAGAAGGUGGCCAAAAUGGUUUGAGAAACUGAUAGAUGCUCGGUUGAGAAAGUGGCCAAAAUGGAUUGAGGAACCCCUUAGUCUCAUCCCUCUGAGAGAAUUUUUUGAUGACUUGAAGUCUGGACGGGAAGAACCAUACAACGACAAAUUAGGUGAGCUGAUUUUUGAUGAGCUAAAACGGAAGGCAUCAAUUGCAAAUGAUUUGCAAAGCAUAAAAGAGAUGUGUGCUACUCGAGGUAAAUGGGCUCUGGAGCAUACUAAAACGGAGGUAGAUUGUGAAAUCUUGCUUCCAUUUAUCUGCGAUGUUGAUUAUGAUGAGAGCCUUUUACUAUGGCACAUUGCCACUGAACUCUGUUACAUAACGGACACUAAAACUUAUGAAAGUACAAACCACCAACGAGAAACCAGUAAGGUCUUGUCAGAUUACAUGCUUUAUCUUAUGAUCAAACAACCCGGCAUGAUGUCUGUAGUGGCUGGGAUUGGCCAAAUAAGAUUCCAAGACACUUGUGCUGAGAUGGACAGGUUCUUUGAGGAAAAACUCUCUGAUGAGAACAAAACGAACCAACAUGCCUGCCAAAGUCUCCUUUCUAUUCCUACAGAAAUGAAGCCUGCUGAUGUGAAAGGAGACAAAAGCAAAUCUGCGCUGUUUGAUGCGUGUAUUCUCGCAAAAGAGUUGGAAAAAUUUGGGGAGACCAGAUGGGAGAUCCUGAAUGAAGUAUGGUUGGAAUUGUUGGCGUAUGCUGCAAUCCAUUGCCAACCAAACAUGCAUGCUCAACAACUUAGCAAAGGAGGAGAACUUGUCACCUUGGUUUGGUUAUUGAUGGUACAUCUUGGCUUGAGCAAACAAUUCCAAGUAGAAGGGGGCACCAUGGAUACUUCAGUGGAGUGA
Eucalyptus grandis is the source of this 2124-nucleotide messenger RNA. RefSeq lists its product as uncharacterized. NCBI's taxonomy places the organism in Eukaryota, Viridiplantae, Streptophyta, Magnoliopsida, Myrtales, Myrtaceae. The record is from RefSeq and is a predicted model, not a curated record. Bases 1 to 2124 code for a protein of 707 amino acids. The transcript has a single exon.